AUGAAGAAUAUCGCGUUGACUCUUGGUGUUAAGCACCUAAGCCUAAGUGAAGAUCCAUGUCUCACAAAGACUCUGGUGAUAACUCAAGAUGUUCUCAAGGUAGGGCAGAACAGCACAAUCAGAUGUGACUGUACUUUCAACAACAACAACACUUGUCAUAUCACACAUUUUAUCCUUAAGACAUUCAGUCUUCCGGGUAGACUUCCACCAGAAUUUUCCAAGCUUCGUGACUUGUGCCGUAAUUACCUUUAUGGCUCAAUUCCUAUGGAAUGGGCUUCACUGCCUUACCUCACAUCUAUAGGUCUUGAAGCCAAUCAAUUCUCUGGAACGAUUCCUAAGGAACUAGGGAACCUGGUUAACCUAGAAGGAUUCCGUUUCAGCGAUAAUCGCCUUAACGGAUCCAUCCCAGAGUUUAUUGGGAACUUAUCAAAACUUCAAAGAUUAGAACUAUACGCGAGUGGCCUAACCGAACCUAUUCCAGUCUCCAUUUUUCGUCUAGAGAAUUUGAACGACCUGAGGAUCAGUGACACAACUGCUGGAUUGGGACAAUUCCCUCAUAUCACUAGCAAGAACCUGAAAUUUUUGUAUGCAAGUUCUCAGAAACGUGAACUUAACAGGACCAAUCCCAACCACUAUCUGGAAUCUUCCAAAUCUCACGACUCUAACCAGAAUUCUUCCAUGUUCCGCCACAAACAACUGUCAAAAUUGUCGCUUCAUAUAAAGUGUGGGGGACCUGAUGUAACUAUAGAAAACUCUCGAGGAAAGUUUCUCUAUGAGGGUGAUGACUAUGGAGUUACCGGUUCAGCUACGACCUACCAUGGGAAAAACUGGGGAUUCAGCAAUACUGGUGACUUUAUGGAUGAUGCAGUAACAGGAGAUAUAUACACAGUUUCAUCAGAACCUGCAGUAUCAGCAAAACAUCCUGAGCUUUACAAGACAGCUCGGCGUUCUCCCCUGAGUCUGGCUUACUUUGCCUUUUGUUUUGAAAAUGGAAGCUACAACGUGAAACUCCAUUUUGCGGAGAUUCAGUUCUCAGAUGAAGAGCCAUACGCUAGACUAGCGAGACGCUUGUUUAACAUCUACGUCCAGGGGAAGUUGGUUUGGGAGGAUUUCAGCAUCAGAGAGGAAGCUAAUGGAACUCACAAGGAAGUUAUAAAAGAAGUAAACACGACUGUGACUGAUAACACUUUAGAGAUACGGUUGUACUGGGCAGGGAAAGGCACGACGGUUCUGAAUCUGAAUGUGGCGUACAAGUGCAGAUUCUUCCUCCAGUCACAAAAGAAGACAAACCAAGAACAUAUCCACUCGUUCUCGGUUCUGAGGCAACUAAAAGCUGCAACAGACGAUUUUGAUCCCUUAAACAAGAUUGGAGAAGGCGGCUUCGGAUCUGUCUACAAGGGGAGAUUACCAGAUGGAACAUUGAUUGCGGUGAAGAAGCUAUCUUCAAAAUCAUGUCAAGGCAACAAAGAGUUUGUAAACGAGAUCGGUAUAAUCGCUUGCCUGCAGCACCCGAAUCUUGUGAAGCUUUAUGGAUGCUGCUGUGAGAAUAAUCAGCUUCUUCUUGUCUAUGAGUACUUGGAGAACAAUUGUCUUGCAGAUGCAUUGUUUGGUAAAGCGUUUGUGUUGCAGAAGAAAGGGGAUUUCGCGGCGAUUCUUGACUCGAGGCUGGAAGGAGUGUUCGAUGUGAUGGAGGCAGAGAGAAUGAUAAAGGUUUCGCUUUUAUGCUCCAACAAGUCUCCGACAUUAAGGCCAACGAUGUCGGAAGUUGUGAGGAUGCUUGAAGGGGAAGCUGAGAUAGAGCAGGUCAUAGCCGACCCAGGAGUGUACAGAGACGAAUCGAGGUUUAAGCGACCGUCGGAGAUGGGGACAUCGUCUUUUCUUUCCGAAUAUAUCAUGUCGAUUCCUUCAUCCUGUGAAUCUACUUACGAUUUGUACCCUCGUAGUCCCGAGUCCAUUGUUUUUUCUAGACCGUAAGCGUAAACAGAGGUUCGAUCCCCGUUAAUGUACUACCGUCUGAGCUCGGGGAUUUUGAACACCAUGGCUUCUUCUUUUUCUUCUUCCCCGCCUACAUUGCAGCACUUCUUUCUCCCAGUGAUUGAGGUUUGUUUUUAAUUAUCAUCAAUGAGAGAGAACAUAAAUUCGUCA
Messenger RNA from Thlaspi arvense, 2145 nucleotides. Lineage: Eukaryota; Viridiplantae; Streptophyta; Magnoliopsida; Brassicales; Brassicaceae. The record is from the annotation of a GenBank genome assembly.